Molecule: messenger RNA, 561 nt
Organism: Geodia barretti
Lineage: Eukaryota; Metazoa; Porifera; Demospongiae; Tetractinellida; Geodiidae
Source: the annotation of a GenBank genome assembly
AUGCCCCUCCGAGUCGUCAUCGCCCCCCAGGCCUUCAAGCAGAGUAUCGGCGCUCGCGAUGCUGCCCUCGCCAUCCAGAGGGGUGUGUUGCGCGCCAUCCCCGACGCCGAAACCACGCUGAUUCCGGUCGCCGACGGCGGCGACGGCACACUGGCUGCGCUCAUCGAAACCACCGGCGGUCGUUUCUUCGACGCCCCAGUUACCGGCCCGUUGGGAGAACACCGCACCGCGCAGUGGGGCGUCAUGGGCGACGGGCGCACCGCCGUCAUCGAGAUGGCCCUGGCCUCCGGUUUGGCCCUCGUGCCCGACGACCGCCGCAAUCCCCGCACCACCACUACCUUCGGCACUGGUGAGCUAAUGCGCGCCGCGCUGGACGGCGGCUUCAAUCGCAUCAUCGUCGGUCUGGGCGGCAGCGCUACCAACGACGGUGGCACCGGCAUGGCAGCGGCUCUGGGCGCGCGUUUCCUGGACGCCAGCGGCGCCGAGUUGCCCACCCGGCGGCGCGGCGCUAUCCGGUCUGAUUCGCAUCGACACCACCGGCCUGCAUCCCGGUCUGGUUGA